Molecule: messenger RNA, 6776 nt
Organism: Vitis riparia (riverbank grape)
Lineage: Eukaryota; Viridiplantae; Streptophyta; Magnoliopsida; Vitales; Vitaceae
Product: disease resistance protein RPV1-like
Exons: 17
Coding region: 141-5387 (1748 amino acids)
Biological process (GO): defense response; signal transduction
Molecular function (GO): ADP binding; protein binding
Source: RefSeq, a predicted model, not a curated record
UGUAACCUUUUCCCUUUGGCAAACCACAGCCACUCAACGCCCAAAGACCGUCUUCUUUCUCCUAGGCCUGCUCAAUAUUGAGGGUGCACUACUUCUUCCUGGGCUCUAUUUCAAUAUUGGCAGAAAAAGAAAAUCAAAUCAUGGCUUCACCCUCUACUUCAAUCCAUGAAGGGAUUUAUGAUGUUUUCUUAAGUUUUAGGGGAGAAACCCGCUACCACUUCACUGAUCACCUCUACUCCGCUCUGAGAGAUAAUGGCUUCCACACCUUUAGAGAUGACGAAGAGCUUGAGAGAGGAGAUGUGAUUGCUCCAGGACUCCUUAAAGCUAUUGAGCAAUCAAGGAUUUCUAUUGUGGUCUUCUCAGAAAACUAUGCCCAAUCUAGAUGGUGUUUGGACGAACUGGUCAAAAUCAUCGAGUGUAUGACAGAAAGGAAACAAAUAGUUCUGCCAGUUUUCUACCAUGUGGAUCCUUCCCAUGUGCGGAAGCAAAUGGGGAGUUAUGGAGAGGCAUUUGCAGAUCAUGAAAAGGAUGCUGAUCUGAAGAAAAGGGAGAAGAUACAGAAGUGGAGGACUGCCUUGACAGAAACAAGCAAUCUAUCUGGCUGGCAUCUACUUGAUAAUCAGUCUGAGUCCGUUGUUAUUGAAGAAAUUACUAAUAACAUCAUUACCAGAUUGAAUCCUAAUAGUUUACAUGUCGGCGAAAACAUAGUUGGAAUGAAUAUUCGUUUGAAAAAACUCAGAUCUUUGAUAAACAUUGAUUUGAAUAAUGUUCUCGUGGUUGGGAUUUGUGGAAUUGGUGGAAUCGGUAAGACUACCAUCGCCAAAGCUCUUUAUAAUGUGAUCUCAUAUCAAUUUAAGGGUGCUUCAUUUCUUGCAAAUGUUAGAGAGAACUCCAAAGAUGAUGUUGGUCUACUUCGGUUACAACAACAACUCCUUAAUGACAUCCAAAAGAGAAAAAAUCGGCAAAUAAGUAAUGUUCACGAAGGAAUGAAUGCGAUAAAGAAAGUGCUCUCCUUAAAAAGAGUUCUUGUUGUUCUCGAUGACGUAGAUAAUUGCAGACAAGUAGAAAACUUGGUGGGGAAGCGUGAUUGCUUUGCCCAUGGAAGUAGAAUCCUCAUAACAACUAGAGAUAGGCAUCCACUUGAUGCGUAUGGAGUGGAUAAACCAUAUCAUGAGAUUGAAGAACUAAAUUAUGAAGAAGCUCUUCAACUCUUCAGCUUGUAUGCCUUUAAACCAAAUUGUUGCCAAGAAGAUUAUGAAGAUCUCUCGGACCGUAUAGUAAAGUAUGCUAAAGGCCUCCCAUUAAUUCUUCAAGUUUUGGGUUCUCACUUAUGUGAGAGGACACCAAGUGAAUGGGAAAGUGAAUUACAUAAGUUGGAAAGAGAACCAGUCCAAGAAAUUCAGAAUGUGCUGAAAAUAAGUUAUGAUGGAUUAGAUCGUACACAAGGAGAUAUAUUCCUAGAUAUUGCAUGCUUCUUUAAAGGCCAAGACAAAGAUUUUGUUUCAAGAAUAUUAGAUGGUUGUGAUUUCUAUGCAGAGAGUGGAUUCAGAGUUCUACUUGAUAGGUGUCUUAUAACCAUUUUAGACAAUAAGAUACAUAUGCAUGAUUUGAUACAACAAAUGGGUUGGCACAUUGUUCAUGAACAAAAUCCUGAAAAGCCUGGCAAAUGGAGUAGAUUGUGGGAGCGUGAGGAUGUCUUUCGUGUAUUAACAAGAAAUGAGGGGACAGAAGCAAUCAAAGGGAUAUUUCUAGAUAUGUCAACAUCAAAACAAUUGCAAUUUACUACUGAAGCUUUCAAAAUGAUGAAUAAUCUUAGAUUACUCAAAGUCCAUCAAGAUGAUAACUAUGAUUCUGCUGUACGACAUUGGACACUUUGGGGACUUUUUGAAAUGCACCUUUCUCAAGUACACUUUUGUAGGGACUUUGAGUUUCCUUCUCAGGAGUUGAGAUAUCUCCAUUGGGAUGGAUACCCUUUGGAAUCUUUACCAUCAAAUUUUUAUGCAGAGAACCUGGUAGAACUCAACUUGCGGUGUAGCAACGUAAAGCAACUUUGGGAAACAGAGCUUUUUAAAAAGUUAAAGGUCAUCGAUCUUAGUCAUUCUGAGCAUCUCAACGAGAUUCCAAACCCCUCAAGUGUACCAAAUUUGGAGAUACUAACUCUUGAAGGGUGCAUAAACCUUGAGAGUCUUCCAAGGAGUAUUUAUAAAUUGAGACGCCUUAAAACUCUCUGUUGUCGUGGCUGUGAAAAUCUAAGAAGCUUUCCGGAAAUCAUGGGUAAUAUGGAAAAACUAAGAAAGCUUGACUUAGAUAAUACAGCUAUAGUAAAGUUACCAUCAUCAAUUGAACACCUGAAAGGACUUGAGUACUUGGUUUUAUCAAAUUGUAAAGACCUCAUAACCGUCCCUCAAAGCAUUUGUAAUUUGACAUCUCUUAAAUUUCUCAGUUUUGACUGCUGUUCAAAACUUGAAAAGUUGCCAGAGGAUUUGAAGAGCUUGAAAUGUUUACAGACGCUUUAUUUACACGAUCUCAAUUGUCAACUGCCUUCUGUGUCAGGUUUAUGCUCCUUAAGAGAAUUGUAUCUAAGUAUGUCAAAUCUAACACAAGGAGUAAUCCCGAGCAAUAAUUUGUUGAACUCAUUGAAAGUAUUAAAUUUGAGCGAAAGCAAUGUAAUUGACAAAGGGAUCCUCAUUCAUAUUUGUCACCUAUCAUCGUUGGAAGAACUGCACCUAAAUAAUUGCAAUCUAAUGGACAGAGACAUCCCCAGUGAAGUUUGUCAACUAUCAUCAUUGAAAGUAUUAGAUCUGAGCUGGAAUCAUUUUAGUAGCAUACCUGCUUGCAUCAGUAAACUUUCUAAACUGAAAGCCCUUGGGUUGAGUCACUGCAAGAACCUUCUACAAAUUCCAGAGCUUCCAUCAUCUCUACAAUUUUUAGAGGCACACAAUUCACAUUUUACUUUAUCAAGUCCAUCGUCAUUUUUACCAUCAUCAUUUUCAGAGUUUCAGGAUUUGGUAUGUGGUAGUUCAUUUCAAUUAUGUUUACGUUAUUCUUACUCCUAUUUUGAAGAGGGAGUCAGUAUUUUUUUUCCUGGAAUUAGUGGAAUUCCAGAGUGGAUAAUGGGUCAGAAUAUGGGAAAUCAUGUAACCAUAGAUCUUCCUCAGGAUUGGUAUGAGGACAAGGACUUCUUGGGAUUUGCUUUAUGCUCGGCUUAUGUUCCUCUUGAUGACGAAUCUAAGGAUGAUUUUGAACAUGGAUUUGAGGAUAAAUCAGAGAUUCAAUCUGAAAAUGAAUCAGAUCAUGAUGAAUGGGCUCAUAAAUCUGAGGAUGAAUCUGGGAAUGGAUCUGCCUAUAAAUUUGAUAACAAAUCUGAGUAUGAAUAUCGACGUCCUUGUAAUUUAGAUUGUGAUUUGACUUUCCAUGGUGAUCAAUCUGAAUUCUCGAUUUAUCCGUCCUUGUCAUCCUGGUGUGAAUGCUGUGAAAGUGAUGGUGCAUCAGGUCAAGUGUGGGUGUUGUAUUAUCCAAAGUUUGCCAUUGAGGAAAAGUAUCACUCCAAUACGUGGGGGCGCUUGAAGGCUUCAUUUCAUGGUUACUUCAAUGGUAUGCCGGUGAAAGUGGAGAAGUGUGGGAUGCAGCUCAUAUAUGCCAAAAAUGAUGAGUAUAACCAUCCUACACUGACAACAAUGCCGGACAAUUGGAAUGUGGAAUGUUUGCAGAAGCUUUAUUUAGAUGGUACUGCUAUUAAGGAAAUACCAUCCUCAAUAGACAGUCUCUCCAUACUUGUUCAGUUUUAUACACGAAACUGCAAAAACCUUGAGAGUCUUCCAAGGAGCAUUUGUAGGUUGAAAUACCUUCAAGUUCUUUGUUGCACUAACUGUUCUAAGCUAGGAAGUUUUCCAGAAGUCAUGGAGAAUAUGAACAAUUUACGAGAGCUUCAUUUACAUGGAACAGCUAUACAAGAUCUACCAUCAUCAAUUGAAAAUUUGAAGGGCCUCGAAUUUUUGGAUUUAGCAUUUUGCAAAAAGCUUGUGACCCUUCCUACCCACAUUUGUAAUUUGAAAUCUCUCAAAACUCUUGAUGUUUAUGGUUGUUCAAAACUCAACAAAUUGCCAAAGAGCCUGGGAAGCCUGCAAUGUUUGGAGCACCUUGAUGCUGGAUGUUUAGGUUCAAUUGCUUCUCAACUGCCUUCUUUGUCAGGUCUAUGCUCCUUAAGAAUAUUACAUCUGAAUGGGUUAAAUCUAAUGCAAUGGUCAAUCCAGGAUGACAUUUGCCGGUUGUACUCACUGGAGGUAUUAGAUCUCACUAACUGCAAUCUAAUUGAUGACGGAAUCGCAGAUGAAAUUUUUCACCUAUCAUCACUGCAAGUAUUAUGUCUAAGCAGAAACCACAUUAGCAAGAUACCUACUGGAAUUAGUCAACUUUCAAAGCUGCAAGUGCUUGGAUUUAGUCACUGCAAGAUGGCUGUCGAAAUUCCAGAACUUCCAUCAAGUCUACGGUCCAUGGAUGUACAUGCUUGUACAGGCCUGAAAACAUUAUCAAAUCCAUCAAGUCUAUUUUGGGCUUCUCUCUUCAAAUGCUUCAAAUCAGCUAUUCAGGAUUUGGAAUGUGGAAAUCAUUGCUAUGAUCCAUCUCCAGAAGCAUGGCCAGAUUUUUGUUAUUUUGGUCAGGGAAUUAGUAUUCUUAUUCCAAGAAGUAGUGGAAUUCCAGAAUGGAUACGACAUCAGAAAAAGGGAUCCAGAGUAACAACAGAGCUUCCUCGGUAUUGGUAUAAAAACAAGGAUUUAUUGGGAUUUGCUUUAUGCUCUAUUCAUAUUCCUCUUAAUAAUGAGUCCGUGGAUAUGUCAAAAGAUUUUGAUCUACCUCUUUGUAGUUUAAAAUGUGAAUUGACUUUCUGUGGUGAUCAAUUUGCAUUCUUGGAUGAUCUGUCCUUAGAUUCCUGGUGUGAAUGCUAUGAAAAUGAUGGGGCAUCAGGUCAAGUGUGGGUGUUGUAUUAUCCAAAGGUUGCUAUUAAGGAAAAGUAUCACUCUAAUAAGUGGAGGCGCUUGAAUGCUUCAUUUCAUGGUUGCUUGAAUGGUAUACCGGUGAAGGUGGAGAAGUGUGGGAUGCAGCUCAUAUAUUCCGAAAAUGAUGUGUAUAGCCGUCCUACAUGGAUACAACACACUGAUUCUCAAGAGAAUUUGGGUGACCAAAGAUCAACAGUAGAGGAUGUGCAUGUUAAUGAUCGGAGAAGCUGUGAUGAUGCACAAAAUACUACACAGCAGACCCAUUUGCCAAUAAUGCAAUACACGAAUGGUACUGAUCCUGGCGUGCAAGAUGAUGAACAGAACCAUAUGCCUAGGUCGUUGAAUCUUCUUUUCAACAUUAUUGAAUGCAUAUGCUGUGGAAGACAAUAAUGCCAAUUACUGAUGUCAAGCUUUCAACUUAUCUUUGUUUUGCAGGAGCUUGAUAUUUCUGAGUAUGUGGGAGCCUACCUACCUUACUACAGAAUGAGUGGGAGGUGAUCGUGUCUAGGCCUUAUAUCCUUCAAUACACAUUUUUAUUUGCAAUAUGUGAGGCCUGAUUGAUGAUGUGGAGCAGGGUUCAUCCAUCUACAUAUUGGAUUCCGUCUCAGAUCCCUGAAAUUAUCAAAAAUGGGGACCAAGGUGUUGGUGAUUAGAUUGGCGAUACUGAUGAAAUAGAUGCAGAAGCAUUUGACAAAGCAUAUGUCACUGGAGCUUGCAUAUCCCUUGUUGAAAAGUGUACGUGUAAGUGGCCUCCAGUAUUGGCCUUAAGUAAUAGAGAUUGUUCAUGAAGAUAAACCAUGGUGGAGUUCUGGAGAUGAGAAUAACUCUUGUAAUUUUGGUAUGCUGUAUAUCAAGUGGAAGGUUGGAGCUUGUUCACAUGUGGAUGGCCCCAUAGGAUAUCAAUCAUUACUGUCAUGAGCAAUGCACAACGUUGUGGUGACAAUUUAUUUUACUAUGGUUGAUCUGAUGUUGGUUUCCAGGCAUUUUGCUUGCAAGUAUCAGUUGAAUGUGUGAGCAAGGACAGACCAGCUCUUCUACAGGUUGGGCGAGGGAAUGUGACAAUUUAAGGCUAUUAAUAAGGAUGGAGCGGGACGGAUUUUAUCAGCCCACGCCUUUGGGAAAAUCUCACCCAACAAAUCUUCUACACUCAAUGCAAUGCAUCUAGCUACUAUCUUUGAUGAUUCGAAAUUGUGCUCUUUCAUUACAGUAUUCUUUUCAAGGAGGACACAAUGAUGCCUGGUGACCAGAGCAGAGGCAAGAAGAAAAAGAAGGCAGUCGAAGAGACUAGGUCUCUUUCAUGGCAGGAGAAGAAGGAGCUCGCUGAUAGAGAAGAAGAGGUUUUAGAAAAAGAAGUGGAACAACUCAUUACAUGGACCAAUAUGAUCGAUGUGAUGGAUGAUGACCAGCUCAAGGAAUACUUGAAGAACCGACCAGACGAUUUGAAAACUGUGAAGACAAAGGCAGCUCCAAGCAAAAGACUGCAGAGAACUGGGAAUCCUAAAAGUUCUACUACCAAUACAAUCAUGGCUUCAGUAUGGAAGUUUCAUAAAGAAGAUGGUGAAGAAGCAUCAACCCCAAUGCCUAAAACUUAGGGUUUGUGUGAGUCAGAAGAUAUAACAGUGAGUAGCAUUUUGUGUUUGUAAAAAAGCUAGCUAUGAAUUUGGUGAUGUGAUGUGUGAUAUAAUAUCCUUUAGCAAUGUGUUUGGUGGGAUAUCAAAUUUUUUAAAAAUUGUAAGUGUGUUUUUUGGGAGUGAUAAUUAUUAAAAAAAUGUCGAAGUA